Messenger RNA from Schistocerca piceifrons (Central American locust), 1072 nucleotides. Its product is annotated as ATP synthase subunit s, mitochondrial. The record is from RefSeq and is a predicted model, not a curated record. Lineage: Eukaryota; Metazoa; Arthropoda; Insecta; Orthoptera; Acrididae. Bases 84 to 701 code for a protein of 205 amino acids. The transcript is spliced from 2 exons.
CUUAUUGGCUGACUAAACGAUGCCGACUAUCUUUGGAACGGAGUGUUUCGCAGCAAAAUAAACAUUCGUGGGUUUAUUGUUGAAUGCUUCGCGAAAUGUUAUUUCUUAACAGCUCGAGUGCAUUAGGCAGACUAUGCUGCACCAUGGUGCCAUCAGGUUCCCACUUAGUAGGAGCCUCUGCAAAAAGAACGUUUUACCACUGGUUAAAUAAAAUUUGGAAUAAUGUCGAUACGGAACGAAUAAAAGCCGUUGGGCCGGAUAGGGCGUGUGCCGAAUGGUUGAUGAAAAAUGGGGCUUCCAUCAAAUGGGCCUCAGAAAAGGACUAUGUAACAGAUUAUAACAAAUUAGCAGCAGCAGGGGAAAAACAAUAUAUUGAAGAAAUCGAUGCAUCACACUCUAGCAUUAUGGGUUAUGGAUUUCCCUAUUUCGAAGGAUGCAACCACAUUAAAUUUAUAAGACUACACAAAUGUCACAACAUAGAUGACGACGCCUUAGCAUCAUUAGCGAUUUUAAAGCGUUCAUUAAAACAUUUGCAAGUUAGCUCUUGCGGGAACGUUACGGAUAAAGGUAUUACUUCACUUGUGGCUUUGGAAAAUUUGAAUACAUUGAUACUGUUUAAUUUGCCUGGUGUAAAAGAUAAAGAAAAAACUGUUAAUUUUUUGAAGGCUGGACUGAAAUCCUGUAUGAUUGAUUACAAGUAAUACUGAGUAAGACCUGAGUGUGAUAAUAUUGUCAUUGUACCUGCUUUCAGUACUACGGUGAGGUGAACUGGACAAAACUAUGUUACUGAAAUAGAUCAUAUUGUUGGUGGCCAGAAACGAAGUAAUAUAUGUUCAUGGUGGUUUUCUUGCAAAACGAUCAGUGUAGGUCUGAUCGCAGCUUAUAAUAAUGAAGUAUCAAAAUUUGUGAUCAUUCUCCACCUCUGUUGUUAAUGAAGUGUAGAAUAUUCAUUUAUAAUAUCUGCAACAGUUACUUACGUUAUUCAAGAGUCAUAGCUACAUUUCCUAGCCGUAAUCUGUUUAUGGGAAAAUAAAGGACAUUGUGUAACACACUAGAUUUACGUAAAUUAUAA